Molecule: messenger RNA, 1945 nt
Organism: Porites lobata
Lineage: Eukaryota; Metazoa; Cnidaria; Anthozoa; Scleractinia; Poritidae
Source: the annotation of a GenBank genome assembly
AUGAUUUUUGUAGCUCUGAUAUUUUCCGCGUUUGGAUUGCUGCUUAAGGCUGCAGAUGUUUCGAGCACGACAAAACAUCAGAUGAAUCAUGUCACCCAAAGAGACAACAAAACACCGGUCGAUAAUAUCACUGCAUCUACCAACUGCCGGCGCCAUGUGCAUUUCAACAAUUUCUACCAAUACUACUCACAACCAAACAGCGCAAUCAAAGCUAAGCUUGGCAAAGUAGAAAACCAACUGGACGACAUACAGAAAAAGAUCGAGUCUCUGGUAGCGCUGGUCAACUCUUCUCUAUCCAAGCUGACGAUAAUUAAGUCCAAUGAGACAGACGAGAAACCUACGCCAGUGACACCACUGGGUACAGGUGGGUACUAAAGAGUGGAAAUUAACUUGUAUCCUAAAAAACGACGCGGCUGAGAACGAGGGCGGCUUUAGGCAACUUAUAAUUAUAGAAAUUCGAUUAGUUCAGUUUGCAGAGACUGGAGUCUGUUUCGUCGGGACUCGGUACUUCAAGACGAAGUACUAUAUAUCUCAAAAAAGCUGUGGUACAUUUGUUUAGUUUUGUUUGCCAUUUCUUGUUAAUAGGAGUGUUGCAUUGCCUUUUACAGUUAAGAAGAGCUGUGCUGACUUUUACAAAUCUGGUCAAAGGAAGAGUGGUGUCUAUAAAAUUAAACCCGACGGUCUAGGCCCUUUUGAUGUGUUCUGUGACCAGAAAACAGCCGGUGGAGGUUGGACCGUGAUCCAGAAGAGAUUGGAUGGUUCAGUUAAUUUCAACCGAGUAUGGAAGGACUACAAAAAUGGCUUUGGAAACCUGAAUGGCGAGUUUUGGCUUGGACUCGACAAAAUCCACCGGCUAACGAAAACGAAAAACAAAGUUCGGGUGGAAUUGCAAGACUGGAGUGGAAAUUCUGCUUACGCCGAAUACAGCUUCUUCGCUGUUGCGAGUGAAAAAACUAAGUACAAAAUGAGCCUCGGAUCCUAUUACGGUAAUUUCGUAGGCACUUGUUGUAAAUCAUAAUUCAUACGUUUGAAGUUCUUAAGGAGGUAACAUUUUUGCUCGACUCCUUUCGACAAGAAGUCAAUAUGAUUUUACUGUGGUCCAUUAGAUUUGAUCCGGGUUACGAGACGUUAAGCAGCAACAACAAUUAACCCUAAGAACUAAUAAUUUUUUCCUUCGUUUUCCCUUUUUUUCUGGGAGAAAAUACUAGUGAUUCCUCUUCUAACCCAAAUACUCCUUCUAUCCAAAUGAAGCAACUAUACACGGGCACAAAGUCAGUGAAACAAAUGCGAUUUCCUUAGCUACGAAAGAGAGCACUUUGGAAUUUAGUCUAUGUACCUAUUGUAGUUUUGGACCAGCAUUUUUACUUACUUCUAAUGCAACAACCGUAGUGGAUUCCCAAACAGAGUUGCUGAAACUAGAAAUUUGUCAUACUUCGUUUCUGAAGCGUGGAGUAAUAAUUAUAGCUAUUUUGUUUCCUUUGGCGUAUUUUCGAACCCCAACUAGCAGUAUUAACAGUUUGAAAUGUACCUCGUACUCUUCGAGAGGUUACUCUACAGUCUUACAGGAAAGAAUAGCUUAAGGUAGGUUUUUUUGUGUGCUUUGCAUUUUCAGGAAACGCAGGUGACUCUUUAGGAUUUCACCGUGAUUCUUUCUUUACAACCAAGGAUCGCGACAACGACAAACAAGGAGGGAGCAACUGUGCUGUGAACUACAAAGGAGGAUGGUGGUUCAACGGCUGUGUGACUGCUAGUCUGAAUGGCAUUUAUUAUCGCGGCAAGCACUCAUCUGACCAUGACGGUAUUAACUGGCGCGCCUGGAAGGGACGUCACUACUCGGCUAAAAGAGCUGAGAUGAAGAUAAGACCAGUUGAUUUCUAAAGCACAUCGUUACAAGAAGCAAAGGCAAAGUAAAAGAUAGGGAGUCUUCGAUGUGUUUAAAUAAAAC